This is a messenger RNA of Cygnus atratus (black swan), 6007 nucleotides long. It is a transcript of the gene VANGL1, whose product is annotated as VANGL planar cell polarity protein 1. Gene Ontology annotation, biological process: multicellular organism development. The transcript has 9 exons. The record is from RefSeq and is a predicted model, not a curated record. NCBI's taxonomy places the organism in Eukaryota, Metazoa, Chordata, Aves, Anseriformes, Anatidae. Gene Ontology annotation, cellular component: plasma membrane. The coding region runs from base 296 to 1876 and encodes 526 amino acids.
GGAAAGCGGCGGCGAACGGCGGCCGCCGCCGGAGGAAGGCGGCGGAGGAGGGCUGGGGCUGGCUGAGCGGCUAUGGGGGAGGCAGGCCGACCGUGAGGAGCAGAGCACCCUCUCUCCUCCCCAUCUGGAUGGAUUCCUUGUAAGGGAAGCUCACUCAAGUCCCCAAGGACCAGGCCUCACUGAUGACUGGGAAGCAAAGAGUACCCAGGAAAGCACUUUUAUCACGGACUCCACCUCAGGAGCACCAGGAACUCGUCUCUAAGUAAAAUCUGUGCUGCCGUCCGUGCAGACCCCAAUGUCUGCUGCAAUGGAUACAGAAUCAACGUAUUCGGGAUACUCCCACUACUCAGGUCACUCCAAAAAAGCCCACAGACAAGGGAGUCGUGACAGGCACAAAUCGCCACGAAGCAAAGACGGCAGUCGAUCCGAGAAGUCCGUCACUAUCCAGGCACCUCCUGCAGAGCCGCUGCUGGGGAAUGAUGCCUCUCGGACAGAGGAGGGCCAGGAUGACAACUGGGGUGAGACCACAACAGCAAUCACAGGCACCUCUGAGCACAGCAUUUCCCAGGAGGACAUAGCCAGGAUCAGUAAGGAUCUGGAGGACAGCGUUGGGUUGGACUGCAAACGUUACCUGGGUUUAACAGUGGCAGCUGUUCUCGGACUCCUCGUCUUCCUUACCCCCAUCGCCUUCAUUCUGUUACCCCAGGUCCUGUGGCGGGAUGAUCUGGAGCCGUGUGGUACUGUCUGUGAGGGACUGUUCAUCUCUGUGGCGUUUAAACUCCUCAUUCUUCUGAUUGGGACCUGGGCUCUGUUCUUCCGCCAGCCCAAGGCAGACCUACCGAGGGUGUUUGUGUUUCGGGCCCUCUUGUUGGUCCUCAUCUUCCUGUUUGUGUUUUCCUACUGGCUUUUUUAUGGCGUUCGCAUCUUGGACUCAAAGGACACCAACUACCAAGGAAUAGUGCAGUAUGCGGUGUCCCUGGUGGAUGCUCUGCUCUUCAUUCACUACUUGGCCAUUGUGCUGCUGGAGCUACGGCAGCUGCAGCCCAUGUUCACUGUCAAGGUAGUUCGGUCAACAGAUGGAGAGUCACGAUACUACAGCUUGGGGCAUUUGAGCAUCCAGCGAGCUGCACUGGUGGUUCUGGAAAAUUACUACAGAGAUUUCCCUGUCUACAACCCAGCGUUGUUAACAGCCUCCAAAUCCCGUGCAGCCAAGCACAUGGCUGGCCUGAAAGUCUACAAUGUUGAUGGCCCAGGUAACAACGCCUCGGGGCAGUCCCGCGCCAUGAUCGCAGCCGCUGCCCGUCGCAGAGACUCCAGCCACAACGAGCUCUACUACGAAGAGGCCGACCACGAGCGCCGAGUUAAAAAACGUCGGGCGAGGCUUGUGGUUGCAGUAGAGGAGGCUUUCACUCAUAUCAAACGCCUCCAGGCAGAAGAACAGCAGAAGGCUCCGGGAGAGAUGAUGGACCCCCGAGAAGCAGCCCAGGCAAUCUUCCCCUCCAUGGCAAGAGCUCUGCAGAAGUACCUUCGCACCACCCGCCAGCAGCAGUACCACAGCAUGGAGAGCAUCUUGCAACACUUGUCCUUCUGCAUCACCAAUAACAUGACACCAAAGGCAUUCCUGGAGCGUUACCUCAGCCCUGGCCCAACCCUCCAGUACGACAGGGAUCGCUGGUUCUCCAAGCAGUGGACGCUCGUUAGCGAGGAAGCGGUCACAAGCGGGUUGCAAGACGGGAUUGUUUUUGUCCUCAAGUGCUUGGACUUCAGCCUUGUUGCUAAUGUGAAGAAAAUCCCCUUCAUCAAACUCUCAGAAGAGUUCAUAGACCCUAAGUCUCAUAAAUUUGUCCUUCGCUUACAGUCCGAGACUUCAGUCUAAGGGAUUUCGAGGGGUUUGCACGUUUGCACCGGGGCAAAGUAGGUAAGUAGCCAGCUCCUUCUCAGAUACAUCACAGACCCCCCCUACGCCUGGCAGCCCCUUGGAGGGGAAAGGGAGCGUGCACAGGAAUGUGUCCCUUGCUCUCCAGGGGCUUCAAGUGCGUCUGGAGGACAGACAGGCAAAAGCACUUCCCUCCUCGAGGAGGGGGGCCAGGGAAGGGCUGGCCUCUGCCGACUCCCCUUGCUCUGAAGAACUGCUGUGAUCUACAAACACUGCAACAUGUCCUUCUUUCCCCACCUUCAGCUGUAGCUGAAAAAUACCAAACUCUGUCUGAAUGUUGAAAACCUGCCUACCUUUCUUGGCCUUUCUCUGCCGUGGGGGUCCCUCCUUAGUAGCGGGACAGCCUGCUGUUUCUCUGCUUUUGUGAGACUUGUAGCUCCUAAAAUUGCAGUUUGGUUUCGAAAGCCUUCUUUGCCCAUCAGUGCAGCUUUUCUGUGUGACUUUUGUCAUCUGAGUUUUAUGGGGUUUUGAAAGUUUUCCUCUUAAAGAUGAGCUUAAGCCAGCGUCUGGUUGCUGGCAUAAAGCAUUGCCCUUCAGCCAGGUCCCUCCUAGAGCCUCCCAGCCCUGUGGUGAUGGAUUCACCUGUGUGAGUGGAAACGCUCAGUUCACCCUGCCCAGCCUUUUGCCAUGCAAAUAUCUGUAUCUAGCAGGAGCUGACCUGCCUUCCAUGUAGAUGUCUUAAUGCAAAGGGCCCCGUGUCGGUGAGGUACAAAACCAGUGCCUUUCACUGCGAGGGUCCAUCACUUUCAAAAGUGGGGGGGUGUAUAGUAUCUCACAUAUAGCUCUCCUAAAGAUGUACAUAUCUGGCUUUUAAGAUGUGCAUAACCAGGCAGGGUGGGAGAGACUGGGAGUAGCUUGGGAAACUGUGGAGCACUUCUACUUGUGUUCAGGCUACUGCCUGUGGCUGAAUUGGCUCAUCUGCGCGCAGCCAGAACAAGAACCACCGUGCUGGGGGCUUGGGCGUGCCGUGAAAAUGGGAGCACCUCGAUUCAGGCAAUUCUUUGUAAAACUUUCCUUUCCUAGGAUUUCCUCCACCACCCCUUCUCCCUCCCCCGCAAGGGGGUUGUCUGACGGUAUCUGCUCAGGAAACUCAUGUCUUAAUCCUUAAUUGCAUUGAAUCCUUAAGCGCACGGAGAACCAGACGGAAGCGGUGUGUGCUCGCUCUGCACGCCGUGGUUCGGUGCUGCCUUCUCUGUCUAUCACUGCAAAGGACGCUGUCAGCAGGGGCCAGCUCCUGCAUUAAACGCUCUUCCUGGUGUCGGUGUGAAUGUUUUGGCUGAUUAAAAUCAGAAGGAGGGAACUUCACCUCUCAAACGGUCUGCUUGCUCUAGAAUUGCAGCCUGUUAGGGGGUGAGGACGUGCUACAAGGAAUCUGGACUCCUGGGUAUUCCUAAAUUUUUUAAAUAUUUUAUUUCUCUGGAUUUCUGUCUGGGGGCUUAUUUCCCUUCCCCAUGCAAAAUCGAGGGACCAUGAUCAUACCUACCUCACUGGGAUGUUGUGAGGCUAAACUCAACUCGUCGUGAAGUGCUUCGAGAUCCACAGAUGGAUCUGUGAAGUCUGCAGGAACUCAGGCUCUUUAUAAAAAUACUGAGCAGUGAGAGCAGACUGGUUUGUUUAACUCUGUUUAUAGCCAGCUAAUGAGUAAGAAUCGAGUCACAGGGAACGAAGCUCUGAUCCAAAUCCUGCAGUCCUUACUUCUGUAGAGCUUGCCAAGAGCUGAGCGUAAAUAAGGCCUGUGGGGUUUGCCAGCCAAAUGCAGGCUGUUUCCCUCUGAACGCCUCUCCUAUCCUGCACCAUCUCCUUGCACGUCGUGCUCCCUCCUCUGUCCCAGCCUGUACACUUGUAUCUGACUGGGAAUUGAUUUUUAGAAAUCAGGUCGUUUGUGAGACCCUGUUUGUGGUGAAGUUGAUGUAAAAGAACCUUAAGCUGGACAUCUUUCACUGACAGCCAGACCAUUCAAUAAGGUGCCGUGUUGCCUAGCCAGGAGAGGUGUUGCCCCGCUUCUCUCUUCUGUGUUGUUUUUCCUGUGACUCUUGAGAAUGCUGCUCAGACAGUUUAAAGACUCAGAUUUGUUACAGCCUAAAUCCAAAACCGUGCUGAGAUCUUCCAAAAAUCAGAUGCAACUAAGACUUUCCGCUGCCUCAGAGCAGAUGGAAAUGGCUGUGGGUUUCCACAAAGGCUGACUCUCUCUUUCAUGGAUAAAGAGUGAAAAACUAGGAUUUCUUGCAGCUUCUGGGAUUGUGGGGAUGGAUGUUAGGCCCUUAAUACCCUGUCCAUCCUGUAACUAGAGGUGGGUGAAGGUUGUAGGCACAUCUGUUUGCUCCUCGUUGCCUCGUGCCUGCAGCUAUCCUUGUGUAGGGUCUUUGGGGCUGCCCCAGGUCUCCAACUCCAUUCCUGUUUGAGAGGGGCCUUGGAGAGAGAGGCAGAUGCAAUUUCAGCCUCUGGCGUUCUGCUGCCUCUGAAGUCUUUCUGCCGGCAGCUUUGGUCGCUCCGCCCUGCCAGCAGCCCUGCCAGCAGCCUUCUUCUGAGCUACCUGUUGAGGAAGAACAAAUGCCAGGUGGGGUGGGAAGUGCUGGGCUAUGGUUUGGAGCCUGGGGACAUCUCAUCAGUAGACACAAGUUUGGGGGAGUUCCGAACAAAUCCCAACCCUCAAGGAGCCUUUCCCCUUUUCCUUUGGGACGCUCCACACAGAGCCUAGGGAAUCGACUGUUCCCAAGCGUGCCAAAAGCUGGGGAGAAGCAGUUUCUAAAACUGGCCGUGCGUUAAGUACCUUGUAAAAGCCUUGCUUGAGAUGUGCUUGUUCCAACAUUCGUUACUGAGGGAAGUGGAAAGAUCUAUACUAUGCUAAAUGUGGAAACCUACUCAGGCCAAUUUCAUCUUGCUUACAAAAACUUGUAAAUCUACCCUUUUUUAAUGGUAAAUCAAAAAUCUUGCAGUCUUUUGGAAAAAUGCUGUAGUCUGGUCCCAGGCUGUUCAGUUGUGCUUAGCUCUGCCGUGCCAUGUGAGAGGUUCAUGAGACAUUUGUACAGAUGUCUGUUUUCUCAUUCAGCUUGUGUGUCUAUGUGGCUUUUUCCUGUAUAGGUGUAUGCAUUAUACAUGUCUAAAGCCUCAAGCUAGGCUUGGUGGUUCAGUGUUUAAAUUGUGUGAAGAAGGAAGCACUCUUGGGAUCAAACUUUUUUUUUUUUUUUAAAAAAAAUAGGAUAAAAAAAAUCCUGUUCUCCUAAAAGAAAGGGCUUUGAGCCUUGAAGUCUCCUACAGGAAUAUGCAUCCUUCUGCGUUCGGGCUGCUGCCUCAGAUAGAUGGUGACCAAAAGUUGCUGCUUCUGACUACCCUGGGGCUGGCGUGGAUCUUGGUGGGUUUCUCCUGCACCAGGUCCCUCCAGCACCAGUGCUUUUAGCUGCCUGUCUGCUUCCCUCCGAGAGGCUGUGGGUUCGUCCUCGUACUGCAAUGCAGCCCCGCUGUGGGUGUGCUCUGCGAGAGGGGCAAUCCUUCCCCACGGCUGCUUCCGUGGGCACCUUGCACCAGCGCCGAAGGGGCUUGGGAGCAUCCCCUGCCUGCACACGGGGAUGCUGGGGCUCAGCGCCUGCACGGACCCACCUGUGAAGGGAUCUUACACUCUUCUGUGCCUGUUUCUUUGAUUCAGCAUUAUCGUGUCUUGGGGAAGAGGGGAGUGAACCGACUCUCUUCCCGCGCCGUUUUUGGAUCACUGUGUAAUACUCUUUUUCUACACAAACUGUGUAUAGUAAGAUGGGUUUUGCCAAGGUUUUCUAAUAAUAGACACUAACCAGCAUUUUUUUUUCUUUUUUUCCUCCUCUUUGCACAUGUGACUUUAACUGCAUUGGUACAUGGUCUUUCUGUUCUUUUCUAAUUGUGAACUUAAGCAAAUUCCUGGUGUCUGUGACAUUAAUGCACUGUGGGUCUAGCCUAGUAAGUCGUUCUGUUCCAAGCUGGGUUCUCUUAAGUUAUAGCUGGAUGGGUUUUUGUUGUUUUUAAACUGAAACAUAAAACUGUUUUACACUUUGCAUAUUUUGUACAGUAAAAUUCUGGAAAUAAACUGAAACCAGAUUUGAU